GGCUGUGAUCCACCUCGCGACCAGCACCAACAACAACCGACCUCCUACCAUCCUUGUACGCGCCGCGACCCUUUUCUCGUCACUCACUUACAUCGUCUUGACGCACUCGAUCACAAGUCAAAGACUUUUUAUCUAAAAGCCGCAUCUACCCACCAUGUCGACCGCAACAGCGACGGCGAUUCAGAGCUCGCGCCCUCCCAUCGCUUCCAAAGACUUCUCCGCUCAGCAACCACAAACCAUUCGUCUAUAUCCUCUCUCGAAUUAUACGUUCGGGACCAAGGAGACGCAACCCGAGGAAGAUCCCUCCGUCCUGGCCCGCCUGAAACGCCUCGAAGAACACUACGAGAAAUAUGGCAUGAGACGUACCUGCGAGGGUGUUCUUGUGUGUCAUGAGCAUAACCAUCCGCAUGUGCUCAUGCUGCAAAUUGCGAACGCCUUCUUCAAGCUACCCGGAGACUACCUUCCCUUCGAAGACGACGAGGUCGAAGGGUUCAAGAAGCGGCUGAACGAGCGGCUUGCGCCCGUCGGAUCGCAGUUCUCCGGCGAGGGCGUCAACGAGGACUGGGAGAUCGGCGAUACUCUGGCGCAGUGGUGGCGGCCCAACUUCGAGACGUUCAUGUACCCAUUCCUGCCCGGCCAUGUGACUCGACCCAAGGAGUGCAAGAAGCUGUAUUUCAUCCAGCUGCCCAAGAAGAAGGUCCUCUCCGUCCCGAAGAACAUGAAGCUUCUCGCCGUGCCGUUGUUCGAAUUGUACGACAACACUGCGCGGUACGGGCCGCAACUAUCGGCGAUCCCGCACCUGCUGUCCCGGUACAACUUCGAGUUUGUGGACGAGAACGACAACGUGGUGGCCGCGACGCCAGGCACACCGCUGCCGGAGGGCCACGCGCUCCGGACUAAGGUGCUGGCGGGCGACAGUGGUGAUGGGCAGGAUGAGGGGAUGACGGAUUACACUCCUGAGGGUGGGGAAAAUGGCACGGUCGCUGCGUGAGGGUCAUUGUGAGUUCUUUCCGAGGCUCGACAACCAAGG
Messenger RNA from Aspergillus uvarum CBS 121591, 1030 nucleotides. RefSeq names its product cleavage and polyadenylation specificity factor subunit 5. Gene Ontology annotation, molecular function: mRNA binding. The transcript has 4 exons. The record is from RefSeq and is a predicted model, not a curated record. Gene Ontology annotation, cellular component: mRNA cleavage factor complex. The coding region runs from base 155 to 991 and encodes 278 amino acids. NCBI's taxonomy places the organism in Eukaryota, Fungi, Ascomycota, Eurotiomycetes, Eurotiales, Aspergillaceae.